AUGGCAUCGCCUCCUAAUGAGGUGUUCGACUCCAGCGUGCCGGCAUCUUUGCCUUCGUUUCCUGACCACAGAAAUGAAUCCCUGGAAGAUCAGACAUUACUGAUCCUUGCUGGACUGAUGGAACCUGGAAAAGAGGACGAAGAUACUUGUAGGGAGUUAGACGCUCUCACGAAGCUGCUCAGCGAUGAUUCGGCAGAAGAAACUAGAUCAUCGGUGCCUCAUUCCCCGCUUUAUCAGUUGAUUGAUGCAGACUUGGUUGAGACCAUUCUAGGUUUCCUUGAUAUGAGGCAAUCACCAACUGUUCGAGGUCACGCAACUUUGACUACAUCGGCCUAUCUCAAGGCCGCCGGUGACCAGGGCGUCGAGUAUCUGUCCCAAUUCUUCUAUUCUCGAGUCGGCAAAGCAACAUAUGAUGAUUUUAUUCUAGCCUUUUCUGUUGCGUCCUCGAUUUUUCCAGUUGUUCCCGACGUCAUUGCAACGCUCUUUCUGAGUGAAGGAUUUAUUCCCAGUCUCGGCGCGUUGAUGAAAAGGAAAUGGAAGAGUAAGAAGGUUGAGCAAGCUACGUUGGAAAUGCUGAAUGUAGCAUGCAUGAAUGCUGCUUGCCGUGAGGCCAUUAAAAAAUACUGUACGGAAUGGCUGGAGGAGAUAGUCAACGAUAUUCCUUCAAGUCAUGCCGAUGUUCCUCCUGCGGACAGGGCUAUGGCUGUCGAAGAUGGAUCCAUACAACAACGUAUCCAUUCCGAGCCCGUUAGGAAUCUAGCAGCGGUUGUGCUGGCGAAGCUGCAAGCUGUCCCUGCCGCACCAGCUGCUGGUACGGAAGAGCGUAUACAACCCGUUACCACGAGUAUGGAGGAGCUCUCUGACAUGUUCAAGAAUAUGCUAUCUACAGAUACAUCCCAACAAACUUCAAUAGAAGGCUUAGCAUAUGCAUCUCUGCAACCGAAAGUCAAAGAGAAACUCGCUUCUGACAAGGACUUUUUAAAGAAUCUCAUCAAUGCCUUAGCAGAGGCACCUGCCAAGUCUCCCACAACGUACGGAGCUCUAACCACUCUCGUCAACCUCACCAGCUAUAUGCCUACUUUAUCAGAAGAGCAAAAACGGAUAAGCCAGCUAAAGGCAUAUGCAAAUGCCUCUAAAAGUCCUUCAGGUCCAGACCCCUUAAGUGAUGAUGAUCACGCCACAAAACGGUGUCUAGCUGUGUUUGAGGCUGGCGUUAUCCCGGUUCUCGUGACGCAUAGUCAACAUGGAUCAACAGCCUCCCUCGGUUUGGUGGUAUCGAUAAUUUUCUCACUCUCUCGGACCGCUAAAAUUCGAGGGAUGAUGGCCCAACAAGGCGCUGUCAGACUUCUCUUACACGUCUACUCAGUUUUCGCCUCGGAUAAUGUCGCAGCAAGACGCACAACAUCACAUGCCCUAGCCCGAAUUCUCAUAACCACAAAUCCUCUCUAUGUCUUUGGAGGCUCCAAUCCUCUCUCUGUUACAUCCGCCAUCCGACCUCUCAUCCUCCUCCUCUCUGAUGACCCCACUGUGGAACACCGCGAUCUCCUACCAGUAUUUGAAUCCCUCCUAGCACUCACAAACCUCGCAUCCACCGACGACACCGCCCGCAAUCCAAUAAUACGUCUCGCCUUCCCCCAGAUUGAAGAGCUCCUCCUAUCAAACAACGCAAUGGUCACACGGGCAACCGUUGAACUCAUCUGCAACCUCAUGCAAUCCCCCGAAGGCGUGGCUAAAUUCGCAGACGGAUCAAAACCAGCAAGUCAGCGAAUGCACAUCCUAUUAGCCCUAACAGACUCCGAGGACCUAGCAACCAGGCGAGCGGCAGGCGGCGCACUAGCCAGCCUCACGGAAUGGGAUACUGCCGUCAACGCAAUCCUGGAGAGGGACCGGGGCGUGAAAUUCCUCCUGGGGUUAUGCAAGGAGGAUUCAGAAGAGUUGAUGCACCGGGGGGCUGUCUGUAUAUCGAACGUUUUGACAGCUCCGGGGAAAGUUGGGGAAUGGGGGGUCAAGAAAGUAAGGGAUGAAGGAGGCGUGGAUGUUCUUAAAGGGUGUCUGAAGCGAUCUAGGAACCAGGAGGUCUUGGAGACGGCCGUUGCUGCGCUGAAGAAGCUUCUUGAAGAUGAACUCUCAAGCACGGGACAAAAGCAAAUAUCGUAA
This is a messenger RNA of Venustampulla echinocandica, 2157 nucleotides long. RefSeq names its product ARM repeat-containing protein. The coding region runs from base 1 to 2157 and encodes 718 amino acids. The record is from RefSeq and is a predicted model, not a curated record. The transcript is spliced from 2 exons. NCBI's taxonomy places the organism in Eukaryota, Fungi, Ascomycota, Leotiomycetes, Helotiales, Pleuroascaceae.